AUGACUGGAAAGGGUAGCGGUAAUAGCCUAUUUUCAAAUGACAUACAUACACAUACAUCGCAUUCCGAUACUACCAAAUCAAGUUUAUUUGGAUUGACAAAUGACAAUCAUCAACGGAUGCCAACUAGUGAACAAGAGUCGUCUUCUAUAAGCACUUUAGGAGGUAGUUUACAUCAAUUGACAUCUGAACAAAUCCAUAAAAUAAUCAGCAUGAAAUACAAGAAUGAUCCAAUAUUGUUAAUUAAACAAUUAUCAAUAGAUUUAGCCAACAAGGAAACUGAAUUGAUUUUAUUACGACAAGAGAAGUUUAUACGAGAAGCUCAAUUAUAUAAACUUUGUAAUGAAUAUGGUAACUUAUCGGCAUUAGAAAUUGAUCAGAAAUUGAAUGAAAUUGAGAAUAAGAAAAAGAUACCAAAACAGAAUGAUAUUGAUGAUAUUUUGACUGGAUUGAUUGAAGUAGCCAUGAAUAAUGAAUUACCAUCUUCAAAAGACAAACCGGAAAUACCGACAAAGCUAGUACCCAAAGAGAAUAUGAUUGAAAAACUAACGAGACCGAAUCGUACACGUACUCAUUCAGCUCCGGUAGAGAAUCCUCAACUGAAAAUCCCAGAACCCCAGGAUACAAGAGGAACCAAUUGGAUUACAGCUCCACACAAGAAGUGGAUAAAAUCAUUCUUUAUUUCACAAGAAGAUUUAUCUAGUGAUCAAAAUAGACCAGUCUCCAAACAGACACGAGAAGAGUUAAUAAAUUCACGAACGCCAGUCGAACUUGCGAGUUUUGCAAAUCAUGACGAAGAACUUGGGUCAUCAACAAGUAUUGGAACUCAACAACUUAUGAGUGAAGAUAUAAAUAUAGAUAAAUAUGGAUUCUUCACCGAUAGAACAAAUUUACGAAAUACAACCGCCACCAUCACAACUACAACAACCAAUGGACCGAACAACUCCAACCCGGCUACUGCCUCACCCAUUCAAAUGAACAAUAGUUUUACUGAAGACAAAGCCAUCUUAAUUACCAAUAGUGAAAGUAAUAACAAGCUCCAAUUCAUUGACAAAUUAAAAGAAAUGUCACAAGCUCAUGAUAUCAUAAAUGAUAAAUUUGAACAAGAUUGGAAUAAACUUAUCCAAGAUAUAAACCGGACAUUACUCCAAUCACAUCAUCCUACAAUUAUUCCAACUUCUUCCCCAUCAACAUUCCCCACAUUUGGUAUCAAAGGAUAUAAACUCCUUUCAAUCAGUCUGAUACUAUUCAACAAUAUCAAACAACUUAUAAACACCAAUGGGAUCCCCACCAAAUAUCGAGCCUGGUUAUGGAUGGAACUCAGUGGAGCUAAUGAAUAUAAAGUCAAUGGAGAAUAUCAAGCCCUUUUGGACCAACCUGCCGACGAGAUCCAAACUUAUUUAGAUCAGAUUGAAUUGGAUUUAGAUAGGACAUUGCCAUUUAAUUAUUAUUUCAAUAAUUUGAUUGAAUUGAAACGAGGGGUGAAUUAUUAUAAAUUAAAGAGGAUUUUGUAUGCUUUUGUUCAAUAUUGUCCAAAAGUAGGCUAUGUCCAAGGAAUGAAUAAAAUUAUUGGAACUUUGUUAUUGAGUAAUAAUAAUGUUGGAGAUGGGAAUCAUCAUUUAGUUGAAGAAGAUGUAUUUUGGUUAUUUGUGGGGUUGGUUGAAGAGAUAUUACCGAAAUAUGAUGGAGGGAUUAAAGUGUUUUUCGAUGAUUUAGGGAAUAUUCAUAGAGAUAAUUUGAUUAUUCUGAAAAGGUAUUUAUAUAAAUUCCAACCGGAAUUAUGGUUACAUUUUGAGAAAUUGGGUUUAGAGAUUGAAGUUAUAAUUAUGAAUUGGUGGUUAUGUUUAUUUAUCGAUUUGAAGUUUAUUAAUUUAGAUACUUGGUUUAAAUUAUUUGAUAAUUUGUUAAUUGGAGAUAAUCGUCGUCACCACCUCACUGGAUUGACUACCGAAGAACAUCACCAGGCGGGGCCUGACAUAUCGCAAGAAAAUGAAGAACACCAACAUGUAGAAGAUGAACAUGACUAUAGAAGUUUAAAAUUCAUAUCGAUAACUUUGGCGAUCUUGCAAUGUUUACUGCAUAUCUUAUUAACUAUGAAUGACAAAGAUGAAAUCCAUCAAUUCUUAUCAACAGAUAAUAACUUCAAAUUGGUUGCCAAAACUUCUUCUACAACUACUCCCAACAAGUAUAAUUUAAAAUUUCUGGAUUUGAUUAAACAUCAACUUCAUUUCUUUGGGAAAUUAUCAACUCGAGAAUUACGUACUUAUAGAAAGGAUAUCAACCAGUCAUAA
Hemisphaericaspora subhashii is the source of this 2289-nucleotide messenger RNA. RefSeq lists its product as uncharacterized. NCBI's taxonomy places the organism in Eukaryota, Fungi, Ascomycota, Pichiomycetes, Serinales, Debaryomycetaceae. Bases 1 to 2289 code for a protein of 762 amino acids. The record is from RefSeq and is a predicted model, not a curated record. Gene Ontology annotation, molecular function: GTPase activator activity. Gene Ontology annotation, biological process: activation of GTPase activity. The transcript has a single exon.